AUGAGGCGGCGGUGGGACAUUGGGCAGGAGAGGGAGAGGCGCGUGGCUUCCGCAGAGCUGCUGGUCGAGGGCGGACGGUCUCGAAUCGCUCUCCUGGACCCAACCGCGCUUCUGCCGGGCGAGCAGACUAAAAUCUGGGGACCAAGGACCAGAGCUGGACGCCAGGCGCAAGCUGAUUUCUGUAGGAUCGUCAAGGUCGCUGGGAUUCUGGCUGUUGGGGUUUUCUUAGACCGACGAGUCAUUCCGUGCUGGCCCCUGCAUCAAGGAGUCCUGGCGACUAGCGAGAGAGAGAGGCUGAAGGAGCGAAAUGCCAGGGCAGGGCCAAUAUUUCGGAACUCAGACACGGCGCGUGGGAUCUGCAGACCAGAUGUAAACUCAUGCCUGGUCGCCCCCGGUGCUCUCGACGGGUCGGCGUUGAAUCGAAAGCGAGCGGCGAUCAUACUCGAAUGCCUGAGCGCAUUUGGCUGGCCCAGGCUCGACGCGAUGUCCGAUCUGAGUAGGUCUCCGGCUUCCAGCGCCGUGCUCUCCUCGAUGUACGCCGUCAUGAUAUCGCGACAGGAGAAUUCACUUCCUGAUAACAUCUCCUCAACAGCUCACAAGCCUUACUCACGAGCGGGUCCUCGACUGGCGAUAGCUCUUGCAGGCUGCUACGCACGUCCGGCUCCACGAACGUUUAAUGUAUCAGGUCUACUGACUGCUUCUGAGGCCCAGCUGCGUUCCGCCUUACUCGCUGUACAUGCCUUGCAGCCUUGCCAGCCGUGA
Molecule: messenger RNA, 762 nt
Organism: Dioszegia hungarica
Lineage: Eukaryota; Fungi; Basidiomycota; Tremellomycetes; Tremellales; Bulleribasidiaceae
Exons: 4
Coding region: 1-762 (253 amino acids)
Source: RefSeq, a predicted model, not a curated record